AUGAGUGAUCAUAGCGACUUAUUGAAUCAGUUUGUCAGCAUGACAGGAACUGAAGCAGCUCAAGCACAGUUCUACUUGGAAGCAAGCAACUGGGAUUUAGAGAUGGCUGUGAGUCAGUUCUUUGACAAUGCUGGUGGUGCUGAUAAACAGCCCUUUCAAGAGCAACAACAGCAACAACCUUCAGAGCCUUUUGCUCCUAGAUCCAAUGUAUCAUCAGGCUCAGGCACUCCCACCAAAAGAAAAGCUGCUGCUGCUGGCUCAUCCAAGAUUCGCACAUUGAGUGAUAUCAACUCCUCUGGCCAAAACAAUGAUUCAGAUGAUGAUGAACAUGAGAAUUUGUAUGCCGGUGGUGAAAAAUCUGGUAUGGCAGUGCAAGGUCCUAAUAAGCGUGGUGGCGCAAGCGGCAGCAACGAUAAUAGCUUGGUUGAUCAGAUCUUGAAGAAGGCUGCCGAAGGUGGAGCUCCAGCGGAAGAAGAGCAAACUCAAUCUCAAAAGAAGCCUGCUUUCUACACUGGAUCAGGAUACAGAUUAGGCAGUGAGGAUGAACCUUCUACAUUAGCUCAACCUGCUACUUCAGCUUCUCCUACUGCUGAAAACGAUGAUGAAGAGGAUCUUGAGCCUGUUACUCGUCAUUUAACAUUUUGGCGCAAUGGCUUCAGCGUAGAUGAUGGACCACUGUACUUGUUCAGCGAUCCUGCCAAUCAAGAAAUGCUGACAGCUAUCAAUAGCGGUCGUGCACCUUUACAUUUGCUUAAUGUGCGUCAUGGUCAACCUGUGGAAGUUCGUGUAGUCAAGCGUAUCGAUGAAGAUUAUACUCCUCCUCCCAAGGCUCCUCCAAAGCCAUUUGAAGGUACUGGUAACCGUCUUGGAAGUCCAGCAGCAUAUGCAUCGCCUAGUCCCGCACCAGGAGCUUUUCCAAGCAGCUCAAAUGCAAUUGCACCCACAGUAGAUGAAAGUCAGCCUACUACAAGUAUUCAAAUUCGUCUUGGCGAUGGAUCCAAGAUCAUUGCCAAGCUGAAUCACACACAUACCAUUGCCGAUGUUCGCCAAUACAUUGAAUCUUCUCAUCCUGCUUCAAGACCAUACAUUUUACAAACAACCUUCCCUGUCAAGGAGCUCCAAGAUAACAAUCAAUCCAUCAAGGAGGCCGGUUUAUUAAACAGUGUCAUUGUUCAGCGCUAUCAAUAA
This is a messenger RNA of Mucor velutinosus, 1188 nucleotides long. RefSeq lists its product as uncharacterized. The coding region runs from base 1 to 1188 and encodes 395 amino acids. NCBI's taxonomy places the organism in Eukaryota, Fungi, Mucoromycota, Mucoromycetes, Mucorales, Mucoraceae. The transcript has 8 exons. The record is from RefSeq and is a predicted model, not a curated record. Gene Ontology annotation, cellular component: cytosol; nucleus. Gene Ontology annotation, biological process: autophagosome assembly; proteasome-mediated ubiquitin-dependent protein catabolic process; nuclear membrane reassembly. Gene Ontology annotation, molecular function: ubiquitin binding.